Messenger RNA from Saprolegnia parasitica CBS 223.65, 1738 nucleotides. RefSeq lists its product as hypothetical. The transcript has 8 exons. Lineage: Eukaryota; Oomycota; Saprolegniomycetes; Saprolegniales; Saprolegniaceae. Gene Ontology annotation, molecular function: histone H3K79 methyltransferase activity. Gene Ontology annotation, biological process: regulation of cell cycle. The coding region runs from base 38 to 1738 and encodes 566 amino acids. The record is from RefSeq and is a predicted model, not a curated record.
GAAGAAGGUUGCUGCUUUAAUACCGACGCGAACGCUCAUGCAAAUUCGCACGCAUGCGCAAAAGUACUUUAAGAAGCUGGAGAAAGAGCAGCGCUCGAGCGAUAUGAGCAACGCCGACUUUAACGACUUGAUUCUGAAAGAAUCCCGCUGGAACAUUGUCGGUGACGCGCUGCUCGUCGAUUUCAACAGCCUCACGCCCAAGAAACCCAUCAUUGGCGAGCGGCGACACCGAUCGGGGAGCGUCCCGAGCCCCGACGCCAAAGGACGUCGCGAUUCGGACCCACGCCGCGGUCUUGUCAAGGGCAAAGUGAGUAAACUGUCAAGUGAGCAGGGGCCACCAAACCAAGUGCUGAAGCGAUCGGGGCGCUGGACCAAAGAAGAGGAAGAGUAUGCAAACCAUCUCAUACGUGCGUUUGAUCAUGGCGUGCUGCCGCUGCCCGACGGGAUCUUGCUCCGUGUCUUCCUCGCAAAGACGCUCCAGUGCGACCCGAUGCGCAUUUCGAAAACCGCGCUCGACACCAUGUCCGAAUCUGAGCGUACGCAGCGCCGGCGCGAGCUCGCGGUGCUCGAGCGCCGCUUCUUGGUUGCGUCCGGUCAAGUGACGCCACUCAAUUUGGCGUCAACAAUGGAAGAGGAAAGCGAUGAUGACGACGACGACGAGGACGACAGCGUCCUGGAUGACGCGGCGCUCGACUAUCUCAUGGCGCAGCACAUGACACCACCCGCGGACGAGGCAAGUGUCGUGCCCCUCGUGUGCUCACCGCCAGACCUCGGGAACCGACGGAAUAGCGCCGAAGCGUGCGAACGCCGCUUGCAUGUCGAGAUUGAAGACCUCGCGACGAUCAAGAUGACGGAAAUUCGGAGCUCGCAUGCGACGACAUCGGUGCCGAUUUACUCGCCGAUCCGGCACGGCUACUACAUGCUCUCGCCCAUGCACCGGUCGGUCGUCAAUCCCGUCACGCACAGCCCGAAUGCGAUGCUGUACCCGCUCGACAGCGACCUCUGGUCGAUUCUAAGGGACGAUGAGGCUCAAAUCCCUGCAAACAUGAACCAGCACCUCGGUAGUCCCAUCGUGGAGGAGCGCCUGGAUAUCGACGUUGCCGCCGUCUUUGCGAGUCUGUACCGCGACUAUGGCAUUGCCGUGGCCAAGGCCAUCUCUCGGGCGGAGCGCGAGGCCAAUGGGUAUCCCUCCACGACGCUCACGUACGGCGAAAUUGAGUUCGAGCCCUUUCGCUCGCUCUUCGAGCUCCUCAUGACAAACCACGACGUCUUGACCAAGCCCGGAGGCGUCUUCCUCGAUGUAGGCUGCGGCACGGGGCGGCCGCUUUUUGCGGCCGCGCUUCUCCACGACUUUGAUGCGGUCGUUGGGUUCGAGAUCCUCGAAACCCUCGCCGCGACGGCGCAGACGAUCUAUGGGCUCUGGCAGCACGAGAAGAAGGCGCUCAACUCGCUCAAGAAGCGGACGCGCUUUGUGAUUGGCCACGACGACGCGACGCAGGUCGAGUGGCCGGUCGCCGACGUCGUCUUCUGCAACGCCACGUGCUUUGACGAGCGUCUCAUGCUCUUGGUGACCAAGCAAGCGCUCUUGUACCUCAAGAAGGGAGGCGUGAUUGUGACCGCGACCAAGCAGCUCUGCCUCGACGACGACCACGCGCCCGUGCUCGGGCUCGUGCAGAAACACAAGAUGCAGCAAAGCUGGGGCAUGUCUACCGUGUACAUUUACAAACGUGUCGGGUAG